UUGUGAUUCUGUGAAUAAUUUAUAACCGAUGUGGAGCUGAACCAGCCAUAGGCCUUCAUAGGGACCCUCUGUACCAGGAUCUUGACAGCUUUCAGACCAGUUAACUAGGUGAAACCAUGGACCACCAGAGUUUGUUAUUAAGUGGUCUUGGAGAACAGACACUGAGGAAGCUCAGCAUAUUUCUGGACAACUGCACCAAGAAGGGAUGGAGGAAACUGGCUGAAGUUAUUGGCACAGACAGACGGUUUAAGUGCAGUGAGAAGGAGUUGGAGAUCUGCUCACUGAAGGUUCUUGAGCCAGAUGGAAGCCCAAGCCGCUACUUUAUCCAGUUACUGGCUGAUCGUGGCUGCUCAGUGAGCCAUCUAAUCAGUUGUCUGCAUAAGAUGGACCAUACAGAGGCAAUACAGUGUAUAAUGUCAACGGGGUUGCUGAUGCCUGGCCUUACCACAACCCCGGACGCUCUUCAAAUCAUCGUACAGCCCAAACAGCAAAGUGCUAUUGUAGGAGACAGGGUCUCUCUCUGCUGCCAAGCUAUCGGGCCUCCAGGACUUGGCUAUCAAUGGUUUCGAGGAAAGCAUGAGGUCAAGGGUGGAAACUCCUCAGAGCUUCUCUUUAACCGUGUUGACCUUGAUGAUAAUGACUGGUAUGUCUGUAGGGUUCACUGUGGAACCCAGUAUUCAUAUUCCAAAUGGGUCCAACUCCGAGUUGCCAGCAGUCCAACAACAGCUUUUCCUGCAGCAGGUGGAGUUUGCUUGUCUUUGAGCAGGAUGCACAUUAUGGUGCAGCCCAGCUCCCUGACCCUGAAGGAAGGGGAUACCAUGGUUCUUCCGUGUUACGCCAUUGGUGAACCUCCACCAAAGUACCAGUGGUUUCGGAACAACCGGAUACUGCCUGAGGCAAAUGAACCAUAUCUGAAGAUUAAUGGAGUUACAACUGCUGAUCGUGGAGAGUAUUGCUGUCAUGUGUUCAAUCUAUAUCACGAGGCCUGGAGCAAGGUUGUUACUGUGGAGAUAGGACCCAAUACAUCCUUCAAUGGGGCAUUUUUCAUGGGCACUGAUGAAGGUUCCAGCCCAGGAACACAGCUGAACGCUUUCCAUUGGCCUGUCGAGUUCUAUGCAACAGACAAGGUGGCUCUGCUGUUGGGGAACAUGAAUUACUUACAUCACAAGCAGUUGAAGGCUCCAAUGGUGGAUGUGCAUGAGCUUACAAACCUCCUUCGUCAGCUCGACUUCAAGGUUGUGUCCCUCCUCGACCUCACCAGACUCGAGAUGCACAGAGCUGUCAAUGAAUUCUUGUUACUUCUUGACAAGGGAGUUUAUGGUUUGCUUUACUAUGCUGGCCAUGGAUAUGAAAACUAUGGGAACAGCUUCAUGGUUCCAAUUGAUGCUCCAGGUUCCUUCACAUCCGAACACUGCUUGUGUGUCCAGAACAUUCUACAGCUGAUGCAGGAGAAGCAAACUGGGCUAAACGUCUUCCUCCUUGACAUGUGUCGCAAAAGGAACAUGCAUGAUGAAAUCAUUCCGCAAAUGGAUGCCUUGAGAGUCACUGCAAAUAUUGUCUAUGGUUAUGCCACUUGUCCUGAUGCAGAAGCAUAUGAAAUUAGUCAAAGUGAGCUCACCAAUGGGAUUUUCAUCAACUUCCUGAAAAAGCGUUUAUUGGAGGAUGAAAAAAUCACGGUCCUGCUGGAUAAAGUUGCAGAAGAUAUGGGGAAGUGUGAACUUACAAAGGGGAGACAAGCAUUGGAGAUCCGCAGCAGUCUGUCAGAGAGACGGUCAUUGAGAGAUCUUAUUAAACCACCCAAACAUCAGGACGCAUAUUCAGCGAGGAACCUGCAGUGGGCCAAAGCUCAUGCUCUUCCAGAGAGCAGGUAUGUGCAUUUUGAAUGUGGAGUCACAGUUCGUCUGGGAUUUGCAGCUGAAUUUUCAAACAUUAUGAUUAUUUAUACCAGAAUCGAGCAAACUCAGAAGGACAUCACUAAAUGUGAAGCUAGAUUGGCUGAUUUUCCAGAGGACUUGGAUGUAGACCUCAAACACACAAACAAAGAAUGCCCUGAGGAAACAGGCAGCAUCCUCUUCACCAUCAAGAACUUUGACUAUCCAGAUAAGUGCCUGUACACCAGGCUGAGUGGCCUGCAGAAACUAAGGAAAGAGCUGAGCUUUUCCAUCUGUCUUCAAUAUCAGUAUAAAGAGAUGGAGGAUCCCAUAGAGGAGAAGAAAGUAGUCAGUAUUGGAAAACCUCUUGUGUCUAAGCUCAACCUGCAUGGAUCAGAGCACCAGAAUGAAUACAUCUCAAUUUACGGAUCAUUGCAAAGCUCUGCAAGUGAACCUUCACAGCUGUUAAUCCAUGAGUCAUACCUCACUCACUCCCCGUUACCAUCCUCUCUACGUUCCUGCAAUAGUUUGAAUGACCUUGAGGAUUACAGUAGUUUAUAUCGCUACAGGAAGAAAUCCACCCAGGUGCAGCAGAACCAGAGCCGACUUUCAGCAGAAACUGCUGGGUUGAUGACCAAAGAGACCAUUGAGGAGAUCACACUCAAUUUAAAUCUCUGAGUUCCUUGCACUGAUCUUGUUGACACACAGGCAUCAGGAGGAACAAUAUUGAAGAACUUUAUACCAGCUUAUUAAAGAAAGACUUUAACACAUUAAUUAGUGAGGGCAAGAGACUGAUUGUGGAACUCAAAGAUAAUGAAUACAAACAUUUGUUUUCUUGUGAGACUGUAUACUAUGUACUUAGCAUUUUGCCAUUUCCAGUUUUAACCAGUCUUUCUGACAAUGAACCUGUAGGUGUUCUGUUAUUUUCUUUCCUCAGGACAAGACAGCAAUGCUUCAUACCUGUCGGAUAUAAUGGGAAGGAUAGUCCUAUUGCUGUCAAUGGCAUUGUUGAGUAAUUCUAACAGAACACCAACAAGCACUGCUUGAAUCCAGCACAUGACUCACAGAUUCAAAUAGGAGAAAGUGAGGACUGCAGAUGCUGUAGAUCAGAGCUGAAAAUGUGUUGCUGGAAAAGCGCAGCAGGUCAGGCAGCAUCCAAGGAGCAGGAGAGUCGACCUUUCGGGCAUGAGCCCGAAGAAGUGCUCAUGCCUGGAAACGUCGACUCUCCUGCUCACAGAUUCAAAUGUCAGUCAAGACCAAGACAAAUACCUCAGCCAAUGAAAAAGAAAAUGACCUGCAACUUCUGUACCCUUUGAGGGAUUUUAUAUGUGUCCUUUUCAUCUCUUAGGUCUAAUAGUUUCCUUCAUUUCAUUCUAAAGUAGGUUGACUUUAAGGGACUAGUUCUGCUUUUGCUGCCCCAACUAUUUACUAUAUUACUGAGUCUGUCACAUUUAAUAGAUUUAAUCUGCAGCUCACACUGAUUCAGCUGAUCUCUGCCAUGCAGUGUUGGGGCAUCACAGUUGAUCUUUGAGCCCUGAUUUAGGAAAAACUGAAAUCAGUUGGAGUUCUUACUCACAAUCAAUAUCAAUCAAGAGAUCUUGGUUGAAAGGAUAUGUCUAUGGAUGGUAAAUGAGUAUAGGUUUGGACUGUAUUAUAAUUCAGCAUACAAUUCAAUAACCUUCCUACACUCUCCAUCUGGGCUAUCACACAGAGGAUAAUAAUUUUAAGCGGUUGGGUGGUUACGCCUGCACUUAGGGAUUCUGAACUCCAAGACCAGGAGGGAAGGGCAUAGUUGGACCAAGAUGGUAUGGAGGCAAGAUCUAAUGAGGAAAGGCUGAGGGAUUUGAAGCUGUUUUUCAUUAGAGAGAAAAGGUGACUUAGUAGAGAUAUACAAGAUGAUCAGAGGAUUAGAUAUGGUGGACAGUGAGAGUCUUUUUCCUUGGAUGGUGAUGGCUAGCAUGAGGGGACAUAGCUUUAAAUUGAGGGGUGAUAGAUAUAGGACAGAUGUCAGAGGUAGGUCCUUUACUCAGAGAGUGGUAAGGGCGGGGAAUGCCCUGCCUGCAACAGUAGUGGACUUACCAACUUUAAGGGAAUUUAAAUGGUCAUUGGAUAAAUAGAUGGAUGAUAAUGGAAUAGUGUAGGUUAGAUGGGCUUUAGAUUAGUUUCACAGGUUGGUGAAACAUCGAGGACCAAAGGGCCUGUACUGCACUGUAAUGUUCUGUGUUCUAUGAUCAGAAGAGUGGACAGAAUAUUCUCUUGUAACCCAGUGUACCAUUGGACUCAGGUUGUGAUGGUUACUGAGUAUAACAUUUACUUUUAAAUAGUCUUGAUCUGAAUAUGCAGCAAUUCCGAUAUUGUGGAGUUUUUGUAUUAUGUGUAAGGACCAUUUG
Hemiscyllium ocellatum (epaulette shark) is the source of this 4261-nucleotide messenger RNA. RefSeq names its product MALT paracaspase 2 (gene malt2). Gene Ontology annotation, molecular function: cysteine-type endopeptidase activity. The record is from RefSeq and is a predicted model, not a curated record. Bases 117 to 2549 code for a protein of 810 amino acids. The transcript has 17 exons. NCBI's taxonomy places the organism in Eukaryota, Metazoa, Chordata, Chondrichthyes, Orectolobiformes, Hemiscylliidae. Gene Ontology annotation, biological process: proteolysis.